This is a messenger RNA of Exophiala viscosa, 1564 nucleotides long. RefSeq lists its product as uncharacterized. The record is from RefSeq and is a predicted model, not a curated record. NCBI's taxonomy places the organism in Eukaryota, Fungi, Ascomycota, Eurotiomycetes, Chaetothyriales, Herpotrichiellaceae. The transcript has 2 exons. The coding region runs from base 156 to 1436 and encodes 426 amino acids.
UUCCCCUACCGGAUUACUUCGCCAUACUCCAGUCCUCCACCAUUCUGUUGUACAGGACCAUUUCCGUCUCCUAUUUCCUGCUCGUCGUUAUACAGCAGCACGACGACAACAGCACCUUUUUCCUCUCUCUCGGCGACACAUAACAUUGGCUCACCAUGCCUUACAACACUCGCCGGAAAUCCCUCUCCUUACCCUCGCUCGGCAUCCACUUGCCUCAAACACAAGCCUCGCGUGUACACCGCCUGUCACCCAAGGCCACAGCGACCACGGAAUCUGCGCGAUCUCCUCCUGCAAAGAAAUUGAAGCGCUCGCAUGAUGGUGACGAACCUUUGUCACCUGUGUCGUCGCCGCGCUCCAAAACCGGGUCUCCUGCGAUCGAUCUGCCUAAGCCUAGUGCCCUUCCUCGAGGAGCCGCAACCGAACAGACCCCUCCACCUUCCCCCAAAUUCGCUCCAGCGCAGAUUCGCAAGGUUGACAUUGAAGGUAUCAACGACGACAUUGUCAUUGGCGUGAUUGAACAAUUGGAGAAGACUGGCAACCGACCACAUCUCAUCAAAGAUCUUGCUGCGAUCCUGGCAUCCACAAACUCCAGUAUUGCACAUUCUGCCAACCCAGCUGCACUUCUCUCCUCCCGUCUCAGCCUGUACCUCAAGCGACCAUGGACGGCCUUGUCACCUUGUCCCUUGGCCAAGGAGCUGAUCCCUGUCCACCCAAGGAAAGUCUUCUUCUUUCUGACAACACAGCCGCGGAUGGCUCUGCCUGCAACCUCUGACGACAUCCUGCCUCCUGCCAUGAUCGCGGCCAAGAAUCUGACACCAAGUAUAUCCGACCACAGUCAAAUCGACGAGGAGAUAGAACAGGACCUGCGCGAGCGAGCGAGAUUCUCUCCAAGUCCUGAGGUGGAUCUGCACUCUCCGGAAUUGGACCAAGAAGAUCCAAUGCAGCCCCCAACACCUGGAGAGCCUUUCAGUGCGAGGAGCAGCCUAAAUCCCGACGGUACGCCAGAUGUCCGUCACAGGCCCAAUCGGGCACCGAGCCCACCCUUAGAGGCCGACGAGCGAGGUUUUACCGAGACAGCCACGGCUGUCCGCGCCCGUGGCACGAGCCUACAAAACCCUACCGUCCAACUGUCCGUGGAGCAAGACGAGAAAGCUGUGCAAGCGACGGAGGAGACAAUUGAGCAAGGUCAAAAAAGAGAUCGUGAACUUGGCCUGGAACUGUUUGGCCCAACUCAGUCAGGCCUUCACGUUCCAGAACAGAAGGUUUUCUCCAGUAGUCCCAUGAUACCUGCACGGACAGAGCAGUCCCCUCCCAAGGAGGAGAUGAACCUCAGCCUUCACUUGGAGGACAUUGAUAUGGGCGAAGCUGCCUGGACCAUGACGAGCCCGGAGCAGAUCGAUGUCGACGAGCUUGAUAUCCUGUUUACUGGAUUCUGAACGGAACUCUAGUCUUCCAGGAAAGAGGCGGUAGCAAUUCCCUUACUCACCUCAACACAAUUCACUAUCACUCUCCGCUUUCCCUGGGCGCCUUGUCGAUCUAUUUUGUGCCCAAUCUGUCGAUUACG